GCUAUCGACGCAGCGCGGCAGGCGAAGAUAAUGGGCAACGCCGCGUCAAGUGUAGGGGCGGUGCCCGGGUCGGGAGGGGGCGGGCCCAUCUCCACGGCCAGCUCCACGCAAAGGAAGAGACAACACUAUAGCUCCAAGCCCAAGAAACAGACUACAACGACAGCCACAAGGCCGCCACGGGCCCUGCUCUGUCUCACACUCAAGAACCCCAUCCGCAGGGCCUGCAUCAGCAUCGUAGAGUGGAAACCAUUUGAAAUCAUCAUCCUGAUGACCAUUUUCGCCAAUUGUGUGGCCUUAGCUGUCUACAUCCCCUUCCCCGAGGAUGACUCAAACGCCACCAACUCCAACCUGGAGCGUGUGGAGUAUCUUUUCCUCAUCAUUUUCACGGUGGAGGCUUUCCUGAAGGUAAUAGCCUACGGCCUGCUCUUCCACCCCAACGCCUACCUGAGGAACGGCUGGAAUCUGCUCGACUUCAUCAUCGUAGUUGUAGGGUUAUUCAGUGCGAUCUUGGAGCAGGCCACAAAAGGCGACGGGGCCACUCCUAUUGGAGGGAAGGCAGCGGGCUUCGAUGUCAAGGCUCUGAGGGCCUUCAGAGUACUCAGACCCCUCAGACUGGUCUCUGGAGUACCCAGUUUACAGGUAGUGUUGAACUCCAUAAUCAAAGCCAUGGUUCCUCUGCUCCACAUCGCCCUGCUGGUCCUCUUCGUCAUCAUCAUCUAUGCCAUCAUCGGCCUGGAGCUCUUCAUGGGCAAGAUGCACAAGACCUGCGCUCAUGAGCAAACAGGCACCUUUACGGAAAAAAAGCCGGCACCAUGUGCGCCUGAGGGAGCUUACGGUCGAAAUUGUAUGCACAAUGGAACCCACUGUAAGGUGGGGUGGGAGGGCCCGAACGACGGCAUCACUAACUUUGACAACUUUGCCUUCGCCAUGUUGACGGUGUUCCAGUGUAUAACCAUGGAGGGCUGGACGGAAGUGCUGUACUGGAUGCAGGAUGCUAUGGGCUAUGAGCUGCCAUGGGUCUAUUUUGUCUCUCUCGUCAUCUUCGGCUCCUUUUUCGUUCUCAAUCUCGUUCUGGGGGUGUUGAGCGGAGAGUUUUCCAAGGAGAGAGAGAAGGCCAAAGCACGUGGUGACUUCCAGAAACUCAGAGAAAAACAGCAGCUAGAGGAGGACCUCAAGGGCUAUUUAGACUGGAUCACUCAGGCUGAAGACAUUGACCCAGAGAAUGAAGAGGAGGGCAUGGACGAUGACAAACCUAGAAACCUGAGCAUGCCAGCCAGUGAGAAUGAAUCCGUCAACACAGACAACGCCCCCGGGGGAGACGUGGAGGGGGAGACCUGCUGUACCCGGCUAGCAAAUAGGAUCUCCAAAUCCAAGUUCAGUCGAUACUCUCGGAGGUGGAACAGGCUGUGUAGGAGGAAGUGCCGGGCAGCGGUCAAAUCGCAGAUUUUCUAUUGGCUGGUCAUCUUCUGGUUUUCCUCAACACUCUUACCAGUCCGCCUCUGAACAUCACCAGCAUAGCCUCAGUGGUUAACUGAUGUACAGACAUUGCCAAACAAGGUGUUGCUAGCACUCUUCACCGGCGAGAUGCUGUUAAAGAUGUACAGUCUUGGGUCACAGGCGUACUUUGUUUCGCUCUUCAAUCGCUUCGACAGCUUUGUAGUUUGUGGUGGCAUUCUUGAGACCAUUCUGGUGGAAACCAAGGUUAUGUCUCCUCUGGGCAUCUCUGUGCUACGUUGCGUACGCUUGCUGCGAAUCUUCAAAAUAACCAGAUACUGGAACUCUCUGUCCAACCUGGUGGCGUCCCUGCUGAACUCUGUGCGCUCCAUCGCUUCCCUGCUGCUUCUGCUCUUCCUCUUCAUCAUCAUCUUUUCCCUGCUGGGCAUGCAGCUCUUCGGGGGAAAAUUCAACUUUGACGAGACCCGACGCAGCACCUUUGACAACUUCCCCCAGUCUCUGCUCACCGUGUUUCAGAUCCUAACAGGAGAGGACUGGAACUCUGUGAUGUAUGAUGGUAUCAUGGCGUACGGUGGACCGUCCUUCCCCGGCAUGCUGGUCUGCAUCUACUUCAUCAUCCUCUUCAUCUGCGGAAACUACAUCCUACUGAAUGUCUUCUUGGCCAUCGCUGUUGACAAUCUAGCAGACGCUGAGAGCCUGACAUCUGCCCAGAAAGAAGAGGAAGAGGAGAAGGAGAGGAAAAAACUGGCCAGGUUGGCCAUCCCAGAAAAGCGUCUAGCCAACGAGAAGCUGCCCCUGGAGGAGAAGAAGAAGGAGAAGAAGAAGAAGAAGAAGGAGAUAGAGCUGAAGUCCAUCACUUCCGAUGGAGAGGCCAACACUGCCACAAAGAUUAGCAUAGGUGACUACUGUGGAGAUGAGAGUGAGGAGAAGAACCCAUAUCCUGCCAACGACUACAUAGGAGACGAUGAGGAGGAGGAGCCUGAAAUGCCGGUGGGUCCGAGGCCGAGACCACUCUCCGACGUUCAGUUGAAGGAGAAGGCCAUUCCCAUGCCUGAGGCCCGCGCUUUCUUCGUCUUUGGUCACGAUAACAAAUUCAGGGUUCUGUGUCAUAAGAUAGUCAACCACAACAUCUUCACCAACCUCAUCCUCUUCUUCAUCCUGCUGAGCAGCAUCAGUCUGGCUGCAGAGGACCCGGUCAAGAAUGACUCCUUCAGAAACCAGAUCCUGGGAUAUGCAGAUCAUGUUUUCACUGGACUCUUCACCAUUGAGAUCAUUCUUAAGAUGACAGCCUAUGGGGCCGUCCUCCAUAAAGGUUCAUUCUGUAGAAACUAUUUCAAUAUUCUGGACCUGGUGGUUGUCAGUGUGUCCCUCAUCUCCUCUGGAAUACAGUCCAGUGCCAUUAACGUGGUGAAGAUCCUGAGGGUCCUGCGGGUGCUCAGACCACUGAGGGCCAUCAACAGAGCCAAAGGACUGAAGCAUGUAGUGCAGUGCGUGUUUGUGGCAAUCCGGACCAUCGGCAACAUUGUCAUCGUCACCACGCUGCUCCAGUUCAUGUUUGCCUGCAUUGGAGUACAACUCUUUAAGGGCAAGUUCUUCACCUGUACUGACAGCUCCAAACAAACGUAUGCAGAGUGCAGGGGUUCCUACAUUAUGUAUAAGGAUGGUGAUGUGGGGAAGCCUGAAAGAGCCCUGAGACUGUGGGAGAACAGCGACUUCAACUUCGACAAUGUCCUGCAAGGCAUGAUGGCUCUGUUUGCUGUGUCUACCUUCGAGGGCUGGCCAGAGUUAUUGUACCGAGCCAUAGACUCUCACACCGAGGACGUUGGGCCCAUCUACAACUACCGCGUGGUCAUCUCCAUCUUCUUCAUCAUCUACAUCAUCAUCAUCGCCUUCUUCAUGAUGAACAUCUUCGUCGGUUUCGUCAUUGUCACGUUCCAGGAGCAAGGAGAGCAAGAGUAUAAGAACUGUGAGCUGGACAAGAACCAGCGUCAGUGUGUGGAGUACGCUUUGAAGGCACGUCCAUUGCGGCGCUACAUCCCCAAGAACCCCUACCAGUAUAAGGUGUGGUAUGUGGUCAACUCCACCUACUUUGAGUACCUGAUGUUCACACUCAUCCUUCUCAACACCAUCUGUCUGGCCAUGCAGCAUCAUGGACAGACAAAAGGCUUCAAUGAUGCCAUGAACAUCCUCAACAUGCUCUUCACUGGACUCUUCACUGUGGAGAUGAUCCUAAAACUGAUCGCCUUCAAACCCAGGGGGUACUUUAGUGAUCCCUGGAAUGUGUUUGAUUUCCUCAUCGUAAUUGGCAGCAUAAUAGACGUCAUUCUCAGUGAGAUCAACCCAGCUGACUCCUCCUCGUCCUCGUCCUCCUCCUCUUCGCCCUCCUCCUCCUCCUCUUCCUCCUCUCACCCCCCUGUGGUAAGGCCAAUGGGGCUGCAGAACUCUGAAGAGAACGCCAGGAUCUCCAUCACCUUCUUCCGGCUGUUCCGCGUGAUGAGGCUGGUGAAGCUGCUGUCGCGCGGGGAAGGGAUUCGGACCCUGCUGUGGACCUUCAUCAAAUCCUUCCAAGCUCUGCCCUACGUAGCUCUGCUUAUAGUGAUGCUAUUCUUCAUAUACGCUGUGAUCGGCAUGCAGAUGUUUGGUAAGAUAGCGCUGCGGGAUGGCACAGAGAUCAACAGGAACAACAAUUUCCAGACGUUCCCUCAGGCAGUCCUGCUGCUCUUCAGAUGUGCAACAGGUGAGGCGUGGCAGGAGAUCAUGCUGGCAUGCUAUCUCAAUAUGCCGUGUGAGAAAGGAUCGACCAAUGAGAACAACUUGGCCCACGAGGACUGUGGCAGCCAGUUCGCCAUCAUUUACUUUGUCAGCUUCUACAUGCUCUGUGCCUUCCUGAUCAUCAACCUGUUUGUGGCCGUCAUCAUGGACAACUUUGAUUACCUGACACGUGAUUGGUCAAUCCUGGGGCCACAUCAUCUUGACGAAUUCAAGAGGAUCUGGGCUGAAUAUGACCCAGAAGCUAAGGGGAGGAUAAAGCACCUGGACGUGGUGACUCUGCUGCGGAGAAUCCAGCCUCCUCUGGGUUUUGGAAAGCUCUGUCCACAUAGGGUGGCCUGCAAGCGUCUGGUGUCGAUGAACAUGCCUCUGAACAGCGAUGGAACCGUCAUGUUUAACGCCACACUGUUUGCUCUGGUCAGAACCGCACUCAGGAUCAAGACGGAUGGUAACCUGGAGCAAGCCAACGAGGAGCUGAGGGCGAUAGUGAAGAAGAUCUGGAAGAGAACCAGCAUGAAGCUCUUGGAUCAAGUAGUGCCUCCUGCUGGAGAUGAUGAGGUAACAGUCGGGAAGUUCUACGCCACCUUCCUCAUUCAGGAAUAUUUCCGCAAGUUUAAGAAGAGGAAAGAACAAGGGCUGGUGACCAAGGUGGCCCCCAAAACAGCCCUUUCUCUGCAGGCGGGCCUGCGGACAUUACAUGACAUCGGCCCAGAGAUUCGGAGGGCCAUCUCCGGAGACCUGACCGUGGAGGAGGAGCUGGAUAAAGGCAUGAAGGAGCCUGUGUCUGCUGCAUCCGAGGAUGAUAUCUUCAGGCGGUCAGGUGGGUUGUUCAGCAACCACGUCAACUACUACAACCAGAGCGAUGGCCACGCUUCCUUCCCACAGUCCUUCACUACCCAGCGUCCCUUGCACAUCAGCCAGAAGGGCUCCCCUUGUGAAGGCGAGAGCCCGUCCCACGAGAAGCUCAUGGACUCGACUACUUUUACCCCUUCGUCCUACUCUUCCUCCGGCUCCAACGCCAACAUCAACAAUGCCAACAACACAAGCAUGAUCGGGGUGCCGCCCCAGGGCACCAGCCGAUUCCCAAGCCCGUCAAUAAGCACUGUGGACGGGCACACGGAGCAGCCGCUCACCCCCAUCCUACUGCCAAGAUCUGCAUGGUGCUUUCCUCCAAAGAGCUCGGACUCCACGGACAGCCGCCUGCCGAUCAUCCGACGAGGCGACGGGUCGACGGAGGAGACGUACGACGAGAGCUACGGAGACAACAGGAAGUACCUAGAGGACGACCACUCGCUCUCCUCUGACAUGCUGGUAUAUCAGGAUGAAACAUGUAAGCAGUUGACUCCAAUGGAGGAAGGAGAGGAGGGAGAAGACAGAAGAGGAGGAGGAGGGUGGCAGUCUCCCAGGAGAGUCUUCCUCUGCCCCACUUCUCUAGGGCGGAGAUCGUCUUUCCAUCUGGAGUGUCUGAGGAGACAUUCAAGGCCGGACGUCUCCCAGAAGACUUCUGUACCCUUACACCUUGUACAUCAUCAGGCUCUGGCAGUGGCAGGACUGAGCCCUCUGCUCAGAAGGAGUCACUCCCCCACCCUCUUCAGUCGGCUGUGCUCCACGCCUCCAGCCAGUCCCACAGCCACUGGCAGUGACCCCUCCUACCGACGAGUGCCUUCUCUGAGGCUGGAGGGCACGAGCUCCCAUGAGAAGCUCAACACCAGCCUGCCCUCUGUCAACUGUGGGCCCUGGUACAACGACAGUAAUGGGAACAGCCGAGGGCCAAGUCCUAGCCCCAACCCCAGUGUGUCCAAUCAGAGACCACCGCGGCCAGUGUCGCUCACAGUGCCCUCGCUACUGGGAAAAGACUCCAGCUCCCUGUGUCACGGCAGCGCAGGGAGUCUGGUGGAGGCGGUGCUAAUAUCAGAGGGUUUGGGUCAGUUCGCCCAGGACCCGUCUUUCAUCGAGGUGACUAAAGCCGAGCUGGCGGACGCAUGCGACAUGACCAUCGAGGAGAUGGAGCAGGCGGCCAACAACAUUCUCAACGGUAACACCGCGGCCAACGUCACAUCCAGCACCUCCUCCACCUCCCAGCACAGCCCCAGUGGCAACCUCCUCCCCUUCCACACAGCAGCAGCACCGCACAGGGACCGAGCGCUCAGCGAGGGCGGGGGGGAGGCCGGGGGGAGCAGAGGCUCCAUCCAUGGGCCGUCCUCAGAGGAGGAGAGGCAGGAGCUGCUAGCAGGUGUGAGGGGACAAGAAGAGGAGGAGGAAGAGGCAGGAGGGACGGAGGAGGGGCAGCACAGAAGCUCGGUUGUGAUUGGAGGAGCGCGGCAGAGGAACAGCGGGCUGUUGGAAGACGAGGAUAUGGAGUGUGUGACGAGUUUGUAGGAAUAGUGAAGGGUUCGAUUGGCCAACUGGCCCCUCUGACAUCAUCAGAGACUGACGCCUGUCAGUGCUGGGUAACAGCGCCGAGGCUGGCUCUGUCUGUCCCCCCCCACACACUCACACACUGUCUGCCUCUCUGCCAGACCAACCGCUCUGGACAAUGGCGGCCAGUGACGCAACCUUAAACACCGGGUUAUGACUCUGUUAGUCUGUAUGUGUGUGAAUGUUUGUAGUCAAGUAUACCACACUAUACUCUAUACUAUCUGAGUGUAUGCUUGUGUGUGUGUGUGAGAUCUAUGAUUUUCUCUAUUUGUACGUAAGUGCGUGUGUUCUCCACACGUGUCUGAGUGUGUCUCUAAAGUGCCUCACAGUUUUAUCAUGUCCUCAAAGUGUGAAAAGCAGAUGAGUAAAGAAAAGCAAAAAAGGUCAGGGGAAAGUAGGGAUGGGGAAAGGUAGAAAGGAAACAACAGAAGCAGGAAGUACUUGUAUGGACUUCCUGCAGUCAACAUAUUGUGGUAAUUGUUUUCAUUUCCUCUGCCUACUUUGGUGUUGUGUUAUUGUUGUUUGUCUGGCCGCCAUGAAGUCAGGUAGGGGACAGCAGACCAGCUUGUGAGGGGGUCAGUUAAGAAUUUAAAUCUGACCGCACCCACCACUCGUGGUCAAAGGUCAACUCCUCCUUCUCGGUUCACUGAUGAUGAAGCGCUGUAUUGAGUAAACAGGGGCGAGGAAAACCCUGUUUGAAAUCUCAUUUCUCUUCCUCUUCCAAAGCUAAGGAACCUUGGAGCACAGCCCUGCCAGCCUGGGGGGGGGGAUUAAGGUGAUACACCACCCCCAGCCAAGGGGGGAAGGAUUUGAGGGAUGGACCAACAGCCACAACAGAGCUUCUGUUAGGCGCCACGGGCAGAGCGACACACUCUGGCCAACAGGAAGCUAGCCAGCCCUUUCACCCGCUGGUCAGUAAGAUGUCAGCAGGAGAAAAACUCACCUUGAUCUGGCUCCACCUCCUCCGCCACUUUUCUUGUUUGGCCACGCCUACUUCCUGCCUCAAACAGGAAAUGGGAGGAGCAUUUGGUGGCUAAGCAGACACAGCGAGCCCCCUUUUCUGCCUCAUACCUCACCGCUCCUCACUCCUCCCUCUCUCCUUCCUCACUCCUCUUUGGAUAUUCUACCAUUCCUCUCGCUCCUACGCCGGGAUUUUGCUUUUUGUCACCCUGGGGAGGUGAGUGAGAACACGGCAACAGAGAUGGAGGGUUGAGAGAGCUGGAGUGACCGAUUGAAAGAAAACAGACUCUGGGCAUGGAUCUACAGAGGAUCUGUCCAUCAAUCAACCUCACUUCCUUCUCCGAGACCCUCCUCUUCCUCUCAGAGUGGAAUCCUAUUGGAUUUGCUGCCACACACUCUCCCUACAGAAACGCCCACUAUGUAUUUAACAGUUGAAUAUUGUGCAAAACUGGCUAGCCAUGACUAUUUUGUUUUAAAUUCAUGAUGUUAUUGGUUUAAUUUAUCCUUGAUUUGUUUGCACAAUCGGGGUGCUGGUCUUAUAAAUGUAUUUUUGCUUGGUUUAUUUUAGGAGAAUUUUAAGAGGUUUUAAGUAUUGAAGCAGGGCGUAGUGUUUGCGUGCGAGUGUAUAACUAUAUUUGUGAGUGCGGGUGUGUAUCUGCGUUUUAGUACAGAAUGUAUGUACGUACGAAUGUGUGAGAUAGCGUGUGUAUCUACAAGGGGGGUCUUUCUCUCUAAAAGUAUGCACCUUUUACAGAUUGUAUCUAUUUAUUUAUUUAUUUUUCCCAGAAGAGAAAAAAAUGUGUGUUAGGAUAUGCGUUUCUUUCUGUGCGUGCCUGUGUCCGAGCGGUUACUUAUGUAUUCUAAAAAGCUGCUUUUAAGCCUAGACAGUAAAUUAAGGUAGCAUUACAAGUAUGGUAUUCUGUGAGGGUGUGGGUGUGAGUGUGUAUGUGUGUGUGUGAGUGAUAAUGGGCCUCCUUAACACAGGGUUACCAUGGACAGGCAUGCUUCCAAAGCUUUGUGAUUUCUUUAGCACGGUUUUUACUUUUUCGCCAAGCUGCACAGCCACUCUAUCGUUGAAAAUGACUCAUUAAAAAAGGUUUCUUCAUUUCUGUGUUUAGAGGCGGUCAGGUCUCCAGCAGGGUGGGAGGGGCGGUUCAGUUUACAGUGGUAAUGAAUCUGCGCAUUGCAGCUUGGCUAAAAGGGAACAGGCCUUUUGGCACUUGCUGCUGUUCUUCUUUAUGGUGGAUGGUUGCUCUGAAUGGUAGAAGCACCAAAUUCACACUG
Trematomus bernacchii (emerald rockcod) is the source of this 8886-nucleotide messenger RNA. RefSeq names its product calcium channel, voltage-dependent, L type, alpha 1C subunit (gene cacna1c). The record is from RefSeq and is a predicted model, not a curated record. NCBI's taxonomy places the organism in Eukaryota, Metazoa, Chordata, Actinopteri, Perciformes, Nototheniidae. Gene Ontology annotation, cellular component: voltage-gated calcium channel complex; membrane. Gene Ontology annotation, molecular function: high voltage-gated calcium channel activity. Gene Ontology annotation, biological process: calcium ion import across plasma membrane.